AUCAAUACAUUUUCAGUUAACAAGCACCGGGCCUUGAUCAGGUGUACAUCCAUGCAUAGCGAAGGGAUAUGAACGAUAAACACUAGAACAACACGCUUGAAUAGUCUUUGUUAAUGCAGCCGCCUCGUCUUUCGAUCGUGUGAACGAAUAUAGAAACAACAUUCUACAAUACUGCCUCUUAAGGAAGAGAUCACACAGCAGACAUUAAGGGGAGAGAAAGACAUCUAUGGACGGGAGCCCCAGAAGUCAGCUACUGGAUUUUGAAGAAAAGUCAGAGAACGUCAAGGUGAAAUGACAGGCGCUUGGUCCUUCGCAUUAGUCUUCUGCUGACUGUCGCAUUUUUAGCACAUAGUCGAGUUACACUAACUGUCUGUACCGCUACACAGUUCCCGGGUAAACCGGACAACCUGAGCUUUAAAUCCUUCCUUCAUGUGUCGAGUUCUGGCACGUAAUCAUCCGUCAUCUGGGGACUGACUUGCAUAGGAGGAAAAAUAAAUUGCAGUCACCAGUGUAAGCGAACGAAUCCACUGUGAUGAGGCAUUUAUGCUGUCUGUUUAUUACGUGGAAUUUUAUAUUCCGGGACUUUGAGAAGACUUUGUGAAACUGAUACGUGGUGGAAUGGUCCAGAAUCAACCCACCGCCACUAGUUAACGACAUGCUACCAGAAAUAAAUAACAAGUCAUCUCGAACCGAUGCCUUCAGUCGGCAACACAGACUUCCACCGAACGACUCAAAUCGACUUGGCUCCAACAAAGCAUACCCACAGAAGCUGGGUCCCAGUGCCGGCACCCUACCCCAGCUGGAGCUGCCUGCCAAGCAAACCGUGUUAGCGAAUGCCAAACCUCAUCAUCAGCUUGACAUAAUCCUGCCUCAGAUAGGCAGCAAGGUCAUGCCAAAUGUGCAGCAGGAGGAGAGGCACAGAGGCUUGCAGCACCCGAUAAGAUUGAACCCAACGGAGAACCUGGCAGACUCCAGCAGCUACUGCCCUUCAAACAAGCAGGAAAAGCACAAGACAAUUGAGGGUCACAGGCUGCCUAUCACACCUGCAGAAGCGCUGAAGCAUUUCCGAAACCGGCUCACACAGUACGAGCAGGAAGAGAUAAUGGACUACCCUGAGCUGUGGUUUCUUGGGCUGGAUUCCAACAAGAUUGAGGGGGUUCACGGAGAGCCGCAUAACUGUGGGUAUGAUGACGAGCAUGGCAGUUACCUCAAGGUGCUACAUGACCAUAUUGGAUACCGCUUUGAAGUGCUGGAAGUAAUUGGGAAAGGCUCAUUCGGACAUGUUGUGAAAUGCUUGGACCAUAAUACGAACGAGCUUGUUGCUGUGAAAAUAAUUAGGAACAAAAAAAGAUUCCACCACCAAGCCUUGGUAGAAGUGAAAAUACUUGAUGCUCUCCGGAGGAAAGACAAAGAAAACAACCACAAUGUUAUACACAUGAAGGAGUACUUCCACUUCCGCAAUCAUCUCUGCAUCUCCUUUGAGCUUUUAGGCCUUUACAGACUGAACCUGUACGAACUCAUUAAGAAGAACAGCUUCCAAGGAUUUAGUCUGCCGCUCAUUCGCCGUUUCGCCUGUUCUCUACUGAAGUGCUUGCAGAUGCUCCACAGAGAAAACAUCAUCCACUGUGACCUUAAACCUGAGAAUAUUCUACUAGCCCAUAAAGGGCAAGGGACUAUCAAAGUGGUUGACUUUGGAUCAAGCUGCUAUGAGCAACAAAGAGUGUACACCUACAUCCAGAGCAGGUUCUACCGCUCCCCAGAAGUGAUCCUGGGCCACACGUACAGCAUGGCAAUCGACAUGUGGAGCCUGGGAUGCAUUCUGGCUGAGCUGUACACGGGCAGCCCUCUCUUUCCAGGGGAGAACGAGGUGGAGCAGAUGGCUUGCAUCAUGGAGGUGUUAGGACUGCCACCCACUGAGUUUAUACAGACAGCUUCUAGGAAGCGGUUAUUUUUUGAUUCCAAGGGAUCGCCUCGAAACACUACGAACAGUAAGGGGAAAAAAAGAUGUCCCAAUUCAAAGGAUCUUGCCAGUGUGCUGAAAACCAAUGACACUCUAUUUCUGGACUUCCUAAGAGGCUGUCUAGUGUGGGAUCCUGCACAGCGCAUGACUCCGGAUGAGGCCGUGCAGCAUGAGUGGAUCCAGGAGGCACGGUUACACAAGACCCGCCCCAAAACACGCCCUGUGAGGAAGUGCUCCGAAGGCAUCCCAGUCAUAGACAGCAACAUGGAACAAAGCUGCAAGAAGACUACGAACAGCAAAACAGGUGACAAGGGGUAUAAAGAGAGUUCUGACAGAGCUGAAGUGUCUGGAAAUGUGGAAGAAACCUUGGAGAGACUGCGACCGAUCGGAGCCUCUGCAGAGGAGGAAGUGCAGGAGGACACGGCCAAACACAAAACAGAGAAACCCAUCAAAAUCAUCCUCAAACCCGAGCCAGUGGAGCACAGACAACACCCCAGCUCUCAGAACCAGCCACAGACCCGAGCCCAUAUCGCAUAACUGCAGGCUGAGAAGGGCUAAGGGCUUCUCUAUAGACAGCUGCUUUAUUUUUCAGUAACAGAAUGUUUUUUGGGUUUUUUUUUUUUUUAGAGUUGUACAUUAAGAGACAUGAAUAAAUUAUUCUCCAAUUCUCAAAGACUGAAAGCUGUCUGGAGCUUUGUUGCCUGUGGACACCAAAGCAAGCUCCAAUGUGCAAUAUCUUCUCUUUUGCUUAACAUUGUUUUUUUUUAGUUUUUCAUUUAUUUGAAAUUAUUAUAGGAUUUUUCAAUAAGUCAGUUCAUGUUCAUAAUGAAUGAGCAAUAUUUGAAACAACAGGUGGCUGGGCCAAAGCUACAAUGCCAGUUUCUAUGGGU
Molecule: messenger RNA, 2850 nt
Organism: Polyodon spathula (Mississippi paddlefish)
Lineage: Eukaryota; Metazoa; Chordata; Actinopteri; Acipenseriformes; Polyodontidae
Product: dual specificity tyrosine-phosphorylation-regulated kinase 4-like
Exons: 14
Coding region: 656-2497 (613 amino acids)
Biological process (GO): peptidyl-threonine phosphorylation; peptidyl-serine phosphorylation
Cellular component (GO): nucleus
Molecular function (GO): protein serine/threonine kinase activity; protein serine/threonine/tyrosine kinase activity; ATP binding
Source: RefSeq, a predicted model, not a curated record